This is a messenger RNA of Suillus clintonianus, 1049 nucleotides long. Its product is annotated as carbonic anhydrase. Gene Ontology annotation, molecular function: zinc ion binding; carbonate dehydratase activity. The transcript is spliced from 4 exons. Gene Ontology annotation, biological process: cellular response to carbon dioxide; cellular response to oxidative stress. The record is from RefSeq and is a predicted model, not a curated record. NCBI's taxonomy places the organism in Eukaryota, Fungi, Basidiomycota, Agaricomycetes, Boletales, Suillaceae. The coding region runs from base 191 to 826 and encodes 211 amino acids.
AUCUUUCCUUGUCGUUUCUCCGUCUGAGCCCGAUGAUUGUCUAGCUUUAUCGCGCAUAUCAGUGUCAAUCAAACGUCGUCAAGAUAUACACAAGUCUAUCCUUACCGUAUUACCAAAGCUGUGGUCCAACAGUCAACCACCCUCUUCACCAGUCUUCACCCUGCCUCUUCGUCUCCCACUCAUCCGCAGUAUGUCACACGAGCCCAUUCACACCCUGCUCAACGCCAAUCAGGAGUGGGCACAGAGCGUAAUCAAAGACGCGCCCGAUUUUUUCACUCAGUCGGCCACCGGCCAAAGCCCCAAGGUCCUUUGGAUUGGCUGCUCUGACUCGCGAGUACCGGAAUCAGUCAUCACGGCCUCUAAGCCUGGCGAUAUCUUUGUGCACAGAAACAUCGCCAAUCAAUUCCACCUUCACGAUGACAGCGCGCUCUCUGUCCUCACUUAUGCUGUUAAAGUAGUCGGCGUCGAACACGUCGUCCUCGUUGGUCACACCCACUGCGGAGGUGCUGCUGCUUGCCUGACAGCAGCCAAGGAGGCAGCUACUAACCCUGGCGCAUCCAAAUCCGACACCCCACUCACGCGCUGGCUAGGCCCCCUCAUCGCACGCGUUCAAUCCCUCGACCUCUCCGCAUGCUCUGCGAGUGAGGCGUUGAACAAGGUCGUCGAUGCCAACGUCAUCAUGCAGGUUGACAAUAUCUGCAAGUCGGAGCCGAUCACCACCGCGUGGGCAGACCCGAAUGCGAAGAAAGUCGUUGUGUACGGAUGGGUGUACGACCUCGCCGAGGGACGCAUCAAUCAGCUCGUCCGCCGGGGAGCUCAAGCGUGACGAGAACAGUUUAUGACCUAUCCGUUUAUCUAUACCUGCACCGGCAGCACCAAUUCCAAGCUUUUGCGACAAAUUCCCAUUUUUCGAUGCAUUCUUUGCUAGGUUCCUUCUAAAAUGGCUGUACACUCAAGGGUGUUGUAUACCUUAUUUUUAGAUUAUGCAUGCAGCUUCAACUCCAAGCUAUAGAAUAUGCAAUGUCAAAUUUUCAAGUUACACCCCCUCU